AUGUUCGAGUUGGUGCUGGAUACCCUGAGCAGUAUGUGCGCAUUGACCAAGGACACUGAAAUAUCCAUGGAGGGCAACCCAUCCUCGACUACAUCGAUAGAGACACUGAAAGCACUACGCGACAUCGGUAUCAACCGGUACUCCUUAGGAAUCCAGUCAUUCCAGGAGCACAUCCUUACAGAACUCGGUCGAGACCACACCCCAUCGACUGCACUAAAAUCUUUACUUGAUGCACGAGCUGUCUGGCCAGGGAAGGUAUCGAUGGAUCUGAUUAUGGGUCAUGCUGGUCAGACGUUAGAUGACUGGAUCAAGGAACUUCGGUUCACGAUGGACAUUGUCGAUGACCAUCUGAGUCUUUACCACCUCACCGUUGAGCCCGGUACCGCGUUGCACACUGAUGUCAAGCAAGGAAAAACGACACUGCCAGAUGGUGAUCUGUCUACGGAUAUGUACGAGGCCACCAUCCAGCUAACUCGAGAAGUUGGGUUUGAGCACUAUGAGGUGUCUAACUUUGCGAGGAACAAGGCCUACAGCAUGCAUAACAGUGGCCACUGGCUCGGCAUCGACUACCUUGGUACCUUACUGUCGUGGAUGAUGCAUAGGACCUGGCGCCCACGGUCGAAUGAGCCAUCCUCAUACACGUCAAAAAUUUCGCACAUUCAACGACAAGGCCUACUGGAGUAUUUGAACAAGGACGCGACGGCGUCGUGUAUUGAUGCGGGGUUGUUACAGCUCAGCGUAGCAUCGUUGUCACCGACCGAGCGUGGCAUGGCUGUUGCGGACGAGCUCUCUGUCCGCCUUCUUCCAUAG
This is a messenger RNA of Linnemannia hyalina, 810 nucleotides long. NCBI's taxonomy places the organism in Eukaryota, Fungi, Mortierellomycota, Mortierellomycetes, Mortierellales, Mortierellaceae. The record is from the annotation of a GenBank genome assembly.